This is a messenger RNA of Synchiropus splendidus (mandarinfish), 5863 nucleotides long. RefSeq names its product CCR4-NOT transcription complex, subunit 6a (gene cnot6a). The coding region runs from base 161 to 1840 and encodes 559 amino acids. Gene Ontology annotation, molecular function: poly(A)-specific ribonuclease activity; protein binding. The transcript has 12 exons. Gene Ontology annotation, biological process: nuclear-transcribed mRNA poly(A) tail shortening. Lineage: Eukaryota; Metazoa; Chordata; Actinopteri; Syngnathiformes; Callionymidae. Gene Ontology annotation, cellular component: cytoplasm; nucleus; CCR4-NOT complex. The record is from RefSeq and is a predicted model, not a curated record.
CCACACGGACCAAUAGGAAGAAGCGUCUGUCGGCCGACGAAGAAAAAAAACCUCGCAGUCGCCAUGAUACAGCAGCGGAAACGAGUGUGAAGUGGCUAGAAAACAAAAGAGAACACGCAGUCGUCCUCGCCGUUUGGUAUGCUCUUGCAGUGUUGUAGGAAUGCCCAAGGAAAAAUAUGACCCGCCAGAUCCCAGGCGGAUGUACACGAUUAUGUCCAGCGAGGAGGCAGCCAACGGGAAGAAGUCAUACUGGGCUGAGCUGGAAAUUAGUGGACGUGUAAGGAGUCUCAGCACGGCCCUUUGGUCUCUCACCCACCUCACUGCCCUGCACCUCAGUGACAACUCUUUGUCACGUAUCCCGCCAGACAUUGCCAAACUACACAACUUGGUGUACCUGGAUCUCUCAUCCAAUAAGAUCAGGAGUCUGCCGGCAGAGCUCGGCAACAUGGUGUCUCUCAGGGAACUGCUUUUAAAUAAUAACCAGUUGCGGGUUCUGCCAUUUGAGUUGGGAAAACUGUUUCAGUUACAAACACUGGGCUUAAAAGGAAACCCACUUGCACAAGAAAUUAUGAGCCUCUACCAGGAACCUGAUGGCACGCGAAGACUGCUCAACUACUUGUUAGACAAUCUGGCAGGAGCUAUCAAACGCAUACCAACAGAGCAGCCUCCAGCCCGCUCUUGGAUUUCUAUCUCGGAACCAGACAGAGCACGGCCUUCAGCCCUCUUCUCAGUAAUGUGCUACAAUGUGCUGUGCGAUAAAUACGCCACGCGGCAGCUCUACGGCUACUGUCCUUCUUGGGCUCUGAACUGGGAAUACAGGAAGAAGUCAAUCAUGCAGGAGAUCAUGGGCUGCAAUGCUGAUAUCAUCAGUCUGCAGGAAGUUGAGACGGAGCAGUACUACAAUUUCUUCUUGCCCGAGCUAAAAGAGCAGGGCUACGACGGGUUCUUCAGUCCAAAGUCUCGAGCUCGGACAAUGUCUGAGUCCGACCGCAAGCAUGUGGAUGGUUGUGCAAUUUUCUACAAAACAGACAAGUUCAGUGCAGUGCAGAAGCAUACAGUGGAGUUCAAUCAGCUGGCCAUGGCGAACUCUGAAGGCUCCGAGGCCAUGCUGAACAGGGUGAUGACCAAGGACAACAUCGGUGUGGCCGUGCUGCUUGAGGUUCGCAAAGAAAUGAUGGAAGCCUCCUCUGGAAAAUCACUGCAUGGUUUUGAGAAGCAGCUACUGCUGGUGGCUAACGCCCACAUGCACUGGGACCCAGAAUACUCUGACGUCAAGCUGGUCCAGACCAUGAUGUUCCUGUCAGAGGUGAAGAGCAUAGUCGACAAGGCCACACGCAGCCUCAAGUUAUCCUCCGUCUCGGGUGAAACCAACGCCAUUCCACUUGUCCUGUGUGCUGAUCUCAAUUCUUUGCCUGACUCUGGCGUGGUGGAGUACUUGAGUAGUGGUGGAGUGGACUGCACUCACAAGGACUUCAAGGAGCUCCGCUACAGCGACAGUCUGACCAAAUUCAACUGCAAUGGCAAGAACAGCACGUCCAAUGGCAGGAUCACUCAUGGCUUCAAGCUGAAAAGCGCGUAUGAGAAUGGCCUGAUGCCUUACACCAACUACACCUUCGACUUCAAGGGUGUCAUCGACUACAUUUUCUACUCCAAGCCUCACCUGAACGUGCUGGGUAUCCUGGGCCCUCUGGACCCCCACUGGCUCGUAGAGAACAAUGUCAGCGGCUGCCCUCACCCCCACAUCCCCUCCGACCACUUCUCCCUCUUUGCACAGCUGGAGCUGCUCCUGCCUAACGUGCCCCAACAGGUCAACGGGCUCCACCUGCCUGCACGCAGGUAGUGGCUCUCAGCUACAACAGCAGGGGGAGCUGCGCUCGCAGACUCUCCUUUUUCAGCCCUCCUCCCUCCCACUACCAGCUCUUUCCUCCACCACACCAGAGGAGGAAGGCAAAAACACAACCUGUAAAAUAUUCGUACAGUGAGGUCUGGCCAACAGGGAUUUCGUAUGAUGUUAUAGAUAUUCUAUAUAUAUUUUUUCUUUUGUUCUUUUUUAACUGCUGGGUUAAGUCCAGUUUGUGUAUUAAAUUUUGUGUUUUGGACUGCCCUUCCCUUCAUAUACACCCGCCCAUUUCUGCCCACAUUAGCGGGGAUGGUAGCUCGUUCAGAUUAGCUCGGAGGAAAGGGGUUUCAAUUGGCCACAGGGAGGAUCCGCCCCGCCCCUCAAAGCUCCACAGCUGCUUGUCUGUCUGUCCUGUAAAAAAAAUCUGAAGCCAGCAAAGACAGCAGACGUGUUUUUAGCAGACCUCCGUCCCUCUGCACGCCAUGCAGCCAUCCCGCUGGUGCAGGCCCUGCGGGAAGCGCUGGUCUGUUGAGCUGGUCGUCUCUGUGCCGGGUGGUAAAUCUGGCAGCUGGUUUAAGGUGAGAUUCCUGCUAACAUUCUGUGGUGCUGAGGCCCUCCGCACGGUCACGGCCUCCUGUGGUGCUACGAGAGUCUUCACCUUGAACUCCUGGCCCUGGUCAAUUGACCACCAGACUCAGUGACGCCCCCCUCAACUGCACCCAUGAGGCGCGUGGCUUGGGGGAGCUACCAUCCUGCCUGUUGACUGUUUCGACCCUGCUUGCAUAGUUGUUUGGUUAAUCUUGUGCUUGCACCACCCCUUUACUUUUGAGGAGCGUGGGGGGGAGGGGUUGGGGAACGGUAGGGGGCUUUGACAAAUACUUUUAAGGCAGAGAGAGAGAAUCAUGGAUGACUAGCAGGAGUAAAACCAGCAUUCCUCUCGCUGUCCGUAGUUCAAUUCCAGCGACUCACAAACAUGCACAGACAAUUUGCAGGCCACUCUGUAGCAUUGUCUCCGAGGCCAGUAGUUUCCCAUCACACACAGACGGAGCGGGCUUUUCUUUCCACAAGUGUUUGUACAGAGUAUAAAUCUAGACUCAGUCUUUACAUGAUUGUAUAUGAACCACAAAAGACCUGUUUUCUGGCGUUUUUUGUACCAAGAGUAAAUUAUGAUCAGAUUUGAAUAAGAUUGUAUUGUAAACUAAGGCUAAAUUUUUAUCCCGUUGCGAUGAAUUGAUAUUACCAGCUUGUACAAAAAGACAUAAGAAGAGGUUGUUCACGGCGUCCCCUGUCACAACUUUGCACUCCCUAAGAGACAAACUGGAAUUGGAGCCUCAGUAUUGUUUUAAUGCCCCUCAUCCUGCCCUACUUUUGAUUUGUCAGCAAAUCGCUGCGAUUGUAAAUAGAGUAAACACUGCUUGCUUUUUUUUUUUUUUUCUCCCCCUCUUCCGCUCUUUCCCCCUCUCAUUUAACGUAGCCGUCGCCCCACAGCGCUGCCGUCAGUUCCUCAAACAAGCGACAAAGUUGGCCCGGACACCAACACUCUUCGAUCCGACACAUUUCCACUUGUAUUAAAAAAAACAAAACAAAAGCAUCGUGCCUCACUGUAGCAGUCGUCGUCUUGCACUAUUUGCAUCUGACACACGCCUGAACAACCUUUUCUCUUAUUUUUAAAUACUGUCGAGACAUUUGUGAAGAUUUUAUGUCCUUUUUGUUCCGUGUUGAGUUUGCUUUUUUUAUGAGCUGUGACAAUGUUGUGACGAUCUGUAUAUCCUUCCUCUUCACCGAGCUCUCUGGUUUGAUUUACCCCCGCCCCCCUCCAACCCCACUAACAAGCCUCUCCUUUUGAAAACGCGUUGUUAUGAAUUCACUCUGAUUUUGUAUCUCGCUCUAGCCCUGCCAAACAUUUUUAUUCUCUAAACUCCAUCCAUCUCAUUUUAAAUCCUCCCCCCAGUUGUAGUUACCCCGAUAUCCCUGCUGCCACCUCCACUCCCCCCUGUACACCCCUGACCUUUCUAAGCCCAAGCUGUGUCUUUUAAAUCUUUUUGUUUUUGGCAACCACUUUGUAUAGAUCUUGUCACUGAGGCUGCAGUGCCAACUCUGGACCCCUGCCUGGGUGGAAGGCCCUCUCAGAUUGUUUAGGGAUUCAUGCAGGAGCAGUGACUCCACCACAGCACAACAGUAAGAGAUGAGCACUUAGUUCAUUUGGACACGGCUCCGUCACGCAAGCGUUCCGAACGUGACCCAAGAUCACUCGAUUUGAAUUAGUUUCAUUUUAAAUGGCAAAGGGAGGAAUUGAUAAUCGGAUCCCAAAAUCAAGGUUUAACCUCACCAUGUUUUUAACCUUUUGUUUUCCGGCAAAAAAAACAAGAUGUCCAGCUUGACUUUUUUUUUUUUUUUUUUUUUGAAUGGCAUUAGAAUUGUAGUAGAUUUAAAGCCUAGCUUUUUUUGUAAAGUGUGAAUAAAAGUUUUAUCAUGUUUCCUUUCUAAAAACAUACUGAAUUGUGUUGUUGAUGUGUAAAUCAUGAAUUCUACGAUGGUGUUACGUUUGCUACAUACAUGUUUUUAUCUAUACUAGGUAUAUUUUCCCCAGUAUAACUCCCUCUCCCCUCAUUACGAACCAAAAUCCUUGGUAGAGUUCUCGAUUAGAUCUUUGUCGGGCCGACCGUAGAGAAGAUGAAUGUUGCUGAUGAUGCCUCGCAGACGGAAGGAUUGAGCGCGUGUGAAAACCUGCAGCGUUAUCGGUGAAAAUUCCAAGAACAGGGAUCUUCAACCUUUGUUGUUGUUACUUCAGCUUUAUUUUGGAUGUUGCUGGGCGCCGGGCCGGAGCGCCGGCGUCUGUAGGUUUAGGGCAGCAGAGCUGUCCCACUCGUGGUGGCGGUUCGAUGUGUUUGUAAGACUUAAGCUAUUGCCGCUGGUCGAUAGACUGGUCCUGUGAUGAUUUGUAUUUUUGAGUAUCUCUAGUCCAUCUCACUCUGUUCUCGUGCAUCACAGUGGUUGACUCUGUUCUGCACUAGUUUAGCUACUUGACGUCACAAAUUUGAAUCUCUUUGGAUGUCCCCCCUUCCUGAAUCACUGUUUUAUAAUUAGAGUUGGAAGAAGAAGAAGAAAAAAAAAAAGCAAAGCUGCAGGGUUGAUUUCCCGGCGGCUUCAGCAAGUGAUCAUGUUGGCUUCGUGCUUUUUUCACUGUUGCUUGGCGUCAUAGUUGUCAGAGCGUUUUUGUUUUUUUCUGUUUCCCUGGCUGCAUCUCUUUGUCAUGGUGCACACCAAAGCUGCUUGUAGUUCCCCGUCACCAACAUCCAGCCAUGAACUGUAGGGCUGUAAGGAAACCGAGGUACUCUUUAGUCCCUUUCCUUCAAUGACAUACACACAUCGCCAUCCUUCGCACUGUCGGACCGUUUCGAUGCAUCGUUGAACACUCAAUCUUGGCAAUAAUACUCGCUCACACACACACCAUGUGUUUUUAAAUCUGGACAGAAAUGUAGCUUUUCCAUCUUUGUACGCUUCAUUGUUGCUACUUUUAAUUUCCUGCUCCCCGACUACCCCCCCUCCCCCUCCCUGUGCCUCCCCCCCUGUAUAUUUGCUCCCCCUCUAGUGGUAGUUGUUCAAUGAUCAGGAUUGUCUCUUCGUAGUCAAGCCGAGUACUUAUUAUUGAACUGUCACUGUGUUUAUGCACUGGACCAACUAUUGUUUACCAUUCAUGAAAUACCAGCAAGAAGGAAAAAAAAAAAAAGAAAUAUGGCAAAGCACUUGCACAAUGUUGUAGAAUGUCUAUUAAACCAGAUAAGAAAUCAAGGCAGCUGUUUUCGAAUCAACACAUACUGUUUUAAAAUAGAAUCUGAAUGGUAAACAAUGACUUCUCUUGUACCCCUCAGCCGUCCGCUCAGUUCUUCUGAUUAGUUUUCAGUUUUUUUCUCUUUUUUUUCUUGGUCGACUACAGGUUCCGCUUGUUUCCUUUACACCUACCUAUGUAUUUUCCUACUUCUUGUUGAAAAUAAAUUCUAUAUUAUUCGUUUCAAACUGUGU